Messenger RNA from Dipodomys spectabilis (banner-tailed kangaroo rat), 2382 nucleotides. RefSeq names its product photosystem II CP43 reaction center protein. The record is from RefSeq and is a predicted model, not a curated record. Gene Ontology annotation, biological process: photosynthesis, light reaction; photosynthesis; photosynthetic electron transport in photosystem II. Gene Ontology annotation, cellular component: chloroplast thylakoid membrane; photosystem II. Gene Ontology annotation, molecular function: chlorophyll binding. Bases 1 to 2382 code for a protein of 793 amino acids. NCBI's taxonomy places the organism in Eukaryota, Metazoa, Chordata, Mammalia, Rodentia, Heteromyidae. The transcript has 2 exons.
AUGACUAUAGCCCUUGGAAAAUUUACCAAAGAAGAAAAUGAUUUAUUUGAUAUUAUGGAUGACUGGUUACGGAGGGACCGUUUUGUUUUUGUAGGUUGGUCCGGUCUAUUGCUCUUUCCUUGUGCCUAUUUUGCCUUAGGGGGUUGGUUUACGGGUACAACCUUUGUAACCUCAUGGUAUACUCAUGGAUUGGCUAGUUCCUACUUGGAGGGUUGCAACUUUUUAACUGCCGCAGUUUCUACGCCUGCUAAUAGUUUAGCACAUUCUUUGUUAUUCCUAUGGGGUCCUGAAGCACAAGGUGAUUUUACUCGGUGGUGUCAAUUAGGUGGUCUGUGGACUUUUGUUGCUCUCCACGGGGCUUUUGGACUAAUCGGUUUUAUGUUACGUCAAUUUGAGCUUGCUCGAUCUGUGCAAUUGCGACCUUAUAAUGCGAUCGCAUUCUCUGGUCCAAUUGCAGUUUUUGUUUCUGUAUUCCUGAUUUAUCCCCUAGGCCAGUCUGGUUGGUUCUUUGCGCCUAGUUUUGGUGUAGCAGCUAUUUUUCGAUUCAUCCUCUUUUUUCAAGGGUUUCAUAAUUGGACACUGAACCCCUUUCAUAUGAUGGGAGUUGCCGGUGUCUUAGGUGCUGCUCUGCUAUGUGCUAUUCAUGGUGCUACUGUCGAAAAUACUUUAUUUGAAGAUGGUGAUGGUGCAAAUACAUUCCGGGCUUUUAACCCAACUCAAGCCGAAGAGACUUAUUCUAUGGUCACUGCUAACCGAUUUUGGUCCCAAAUCUUUGGGGUUGCUUUUUCCAAUAAACGUUGGUUACAUUUCUUUAUGUUAUUUGUACCAGUAACCGGUUUAUGGAUGAGCGCUCUUGGAGUAGUCGGUUUGGCUCUGAACCUUCGUGCCUAUGACUUUGUUUCUCAGGAAAUCCGUGCAGCGGAAGAUCCUGAAUUUGAGACUUUCUACACGAAAAAUAUUCUCUUAAACGAAGGUAUUCGUGCUUGGAUGGCAGCUCAAGAUCAGCCUCAUGAAAACCUUAUAUUCCCUGAGGAGGUUCUACCCCAAACUACGGGUUUCGCUUGGUGGGCUGGGAAUGCCCGACUUAUCAAUUUAUCUGGUAAACUGCUAGGAGCUCAUGUAGCUCAUGCUGGCUUAAUCGUAUUCUGGGCCGGAGCAAUGAACUUAUUUGAAGUGGCUCAUUUCGUACCGGAGAAACCAAUGUAUGAACAAGGAUUCAUUUUACUUCCCCACCUAGCUACUCUAGGUUGGGGGGUAGGUCCCGGCGGGGAAGUUCUAGACACCUUUCCAUACUUUGUCUCGGGCGUACUUCACUUAAUUUCCUCUGCAGUAUUGGGGUUUGGUGGUAUUUUUCAUGCACUUCUAGGACCUGAGACUCUUGAAGAAUCUUUUCCUUUUUUUGGUUAUGUAUGGAAAGAUAGAAAUAAAAUGACAACAAUUUUAGGCAUUCACCUAAUAUUGUUAGGUAUAGGUGCUUUUCUAUUAGUAUUUAAAUCUCUUUAUUUUGGGGGCGUAUAUGAUACCUGGGCUCCGGGGGGCGGAGAUGUAAGAAAAAUUACCAACUUGACCCUUAGUCCAAGCGUUAUUUUUGGUUAUUUACUCAAAUCUCCCUUUGGGGGAGAAGGGUGGAUUGUUAGUGUGGACGAUUUGGAAGAUCUAAUUGGAGGCCAUGUAUGGUUAGGUUCCAUUUGUAUACUGGGUGGAAUCUGGCAUAUAUUAACCAAACCUUUUGCAUGGGCUCGUCGUGCAUUUGUCUGGUCCGGGGAAGCUUACUUGUCUUAUAGUUUAGGUGCUUUAUCGGUUUUUGGUUUCAUUGCUUGUUGUUUUGUAUGGUUCAAUAAUACUGCUUAUCCUAGUGAGUUUUAUGGUCCUACUGGACCAGAAGCUUCUCAAGCUCAAGCUUUUACUUUUCUAGUUCGAGACCAACGUCUUGGGGCUAACGUCGGAUCUGCUCAAGGCCCUACUGGUUUAGGUAAGUAUCUAAUGCGUUCGCCCACAGGAGAAGUUAUUUUUGGAGGCGAAACGAUGCGUUUUUGGGAUCUUCGGGCUCCGUGGUUAGAACCUUUAAGAGGUCCAAAUGGUUUGGACUUGAGUAGGUUGAAAAAAGACAUACAACCUUGGCAAGAACGGCGUUCUGCGGAAUAUAUGACCCAUGCGCCUUUAGGUUCGUUAAAUUCUGUAGGUGGGGUAGCUACGGAGAUCAAUGCAGUCAAUUAUGUCUCUCCUAGAAGUUGGUUAGCGACUUCUCAUUUUGUUCUAGGAUUCUUCUUUUUCGUAGGCCAUUUAUGGCACGCGGGAAGGUCUCGUGCAGCUGCAGCAGGAUUUGAAAAAGGAAUUGAUCGCGAUUUUGAACCUGUUCUUUCUAUGACUCCUCUUAAUUAA